UGUAGUAAAAAAAAAGAAAAGAAAAGAAAAGAAAAGCCACCUAUUUGGAGUUGGAUCCGAGUGAUGUGAACCUGAACCAGCACCGUUAGGCAAUGGCCAGCAGAGAGCAGCAGCACACAAAGAAAGUCCCUCUCUUCCCAUUUCUCUCUCUCCUCUGCUUCGCUUCCAUCUUCCUCCUCCUCUCUCUCUCCAGGAAAACCUCCUCUCCCUCUCCUUCCCUCUCCCACUCCCACUACCGCACCUUCCAAACCCGGACCCCCGACUCCACUCCCUGCGACUACUCCGAUGGGUCCUGGAUCCAUAUACCCGACCCGAAACCCGCCAGGUACGACGCUACUUGCAAGGAGAUAUUCAAGGGCUGGAAUUGCAUCUCCAACAACAAAUCCAACGGUUUCGAUCUCACCACGUGGCGAUGGAUGCCCCGCACCUGUGAUCUCCCGCCGUUCGAUCCCCUUGCGUUUCUUCACAAGUUCAGAGACACCAACAUCGGGUUUGUUGGGGAUUCCUUGAAUAGAAAUAUGUUUGUUUCUCUGUUCUGCACCCUGAAGCGAGUGUCGAGUGAAGUGAAGAAGUGGCGGCCAGCUGGUGCUGAUCGUGGAUUUACGUUUCUUCGUUAUAAUCUUACCAUUGCAUAUCAUCGAACAAAUCUUUUGGCGCGUUAUGGUAGGUGGUCAGCUAAUGCUAAUGGUGGUGCGUUGGAGUCUCUUGGAUAUAAAGAGGGUUUUAGAGUUGACAUUGACGUACCAGAAGGCACAUGGGCAGAGGCUCCAGCCUUCCAUGAUAUUCUAAUAUUUAAUACAGGACACUGGUGGUGGGCUCCUUCAAAAUUUCACCCUGUGAAGUUACCCAUGCUUUUCUUUGAGAAGGGUGAGCCUAUCAUACCUCCAAUUCCCCCUCAUGUUGGCCUGGAUAUGGUUUUAAAACACAUGGUACUGUUUGUAGAGAAAAGAUUGCAACCAGGUGCGAUCAAAUUCUUUCGUACACAAUCACCUAGACAUUUUGAGGGAGGUGACUGGGACCAAGGUGGUUCUUGUCAACGGCUACAGCCUUUGUUGCCAGAGCAGGUUGAAGAAAUUUUCUCAUUGAAGAAUAAUGGAACAAAUGUCGAGGCACGCCUGGUGAAUGAGCACCUAUACAAAGCCCUCAAAGGGUCUGGUUUCCAUAUUCUGGACAUAACUCGCUUGAGUGAGUUUAGAGCAGAUGCCCAUCCAUCCACAUCUGGUGGAAAGAAACAUGAUGAUUGCAUGCACUGGUGCUUACCAGGAAUUACCGAUACUUGGAAUGAUUUGCUCAUAGAGCAUCUAAACAAUAUUAAGUUUAGAGAUUGAUACUUGAAAUUUGUUAUUAGCUUUGAUAUCCUGAGGUUAAUUGUUACAUAGAUAUGCACCAUUUUUGUACAAAUAAUUAAAUUAUAGAAUUCCCAAGAAGUAGAUUA
Quercus lobata is the source of this 1435-nucleotide messenger RNA. RefSeq names its product TRICHOME BIREFRINGENCE-LIKE 13 (gene TBL13). Gene Ontology annotation, cellular component: Golgi apparatus. Gene Ontology annotation, molecular function: O-acetyltransferase activity. NCBI's taxonomy places the organism in Eukaryota, Viridiplantae, Streptophyta, Magnoliopsida, Fagales, Fagaceae. The record is from RefSeq and is a predicted model, not a curated record. The transcript is spliced from 6 exons. The coding region runs from base 93 to 1328 and encodes 411 amino acids.